CAUUUACGUAGAAAGGAAAAAAAAAAAAAAAGGGAAGUGGGCAGUAAUGAAGUAGACUACGUUGCUGUAAACGAAUGUACUUGUUUGGUUUUAAUUGUUGCUUUUAUCUAUUCACAUUUGGAUAUAGAAAUGACGACUGGCACUUUUAAUUUGAAUGAUUUAACUGAUGAAGAGAAGCAGCUGUUACAAAGUAUUAAAGAAAAGAAAAAACAAUUGCUGCUGGAAAUUCAGGAGCUGAAAAAAGAAAUUGAAGAUGUAACCAACGAGCUGGAAGGGAUCGACAUGGCUGAUGAAAAUAAGCCAGAUCCUAAAGCCAAACAGAUUUCCAUAGGGAGGAAGAAAUUUAAUAUGGAUCCCAAAAAGGGCAUAGAGUAUCUGAUAGAUCAUGGCCUACUUCAACACACACCAGAAGAUGUAGCUAGGUUUUUAUUUCAAGGUGAAGGUCUCAAUAAAACUGCCAUAGGAGACUAUUUAGGAGAAAGGCAAGACUUCAAUAUGGCUGUGCUGAAAGCCUUUGUGAAUCUCCACGAGUUUACUGAUAUGAUCUUAGUUCAAGCCUUAAGACAAUUCUUGUGGAGCUUCCGUCUGCCUGGCGAGGCACAAAAAAUUGACAGAAUGAUGGAGUCCUUUGCGGAAAGAUAUUGUUCUCUGAAUCCUGGUGUGUUUGUCAACACUGAUACCUGCUAUGUAUUGUCCUUUGCUAUCAUCAUGCUGAAUACCAGCCUGCACAAUCCCAGCGUUAAAGAUAAGCCAACAGUGGAUAGGUUUAUACAGAUGAACAGGGGCAUUAAUGAUGGAGGAAAUCUGCCAGAGGAACUUUUAAUAAAUCUGUAUGACAAUAUUAAAAAAGAACCUUUCAAAAUCCCUGAAGAUGAUGGUAAUGAUCUCAUGCAUACAUUCUUCAACCCUGUCAAGGAAGGCUGGCUUAAUAAACAAGGAGGCAGAGUGAAGAACUGGAAACGUCGAUGGUUUAUUUUGAACGACAAUUGUCUUUAUUACUUUCAGUAUACAACAGAUAAAGAGCCCAAAGGAAUCAUCCCUCUGGAAAAUAUCCAAGUGCGGGAAGUCACGAAUGAAAGGUCAAGGCCUAACAGCUUUGAGCUCUUCUCUCCGGGUUCAACUGACAUUAUUAAAGCAUGUAAGGUGGAUUCGGAUGGCAGGGUUGUGGAAGGUCGUCACAAUGUGUACAGAAUGGCAGCUAACACUGUGGAAGACAAGGAGGAAUGGAUCAACUGUAUCAGAUCAAGUAUCAAUGAUAAUCCAUUCUACGACAUGCUGGCUGCCAGGAGAAAAAACGCAACCGGCUCAACGGGGCGACCAAGAUAGCAGCUGACCUAAAUAUCAGUUGGAUACAGCAACUGGGUACAAGUUAUUAUCUCUGCUUAGCAGUUUGGUUAAUGUAUUGUAACGGUGGACAGCAAGUGAUGGAUGUACUGUGUGAGUGCAUGUCAAAUAAUAGAUGCGCUGUGUGAAUAGAUACCAAGUCAAACUUAGAGGCUGCGUGCAAAAGUGAGAUGCUUGACUUUUUUUUUUCUUCUGAAUUUUGGUUUUUAUCAUUUCAAGCAUAAUCUGAAUCAAUGCCAUGGCUUAAUUGUUUGUCUGUUGAGUUCACCAAAGGAGCUUUAAGAAUUCUUUGAACAUUUGUAUUUAUUUGUAUUUUAAAAGCUGAAAAACACAAGUCUGUAUUAACUGACAAUUUGUUCUGCAAGAAAUGCUAUUUAAGGCCUAAAGUCAAAGUGUGUGAAAAGUUAGUCUCCCCUUAGCAACUGUUUUUUUUUUUUUUUUUUAACUUUUUUUUAUUUUAAUGUUUUAGUUGACACUGUUUAAGAUAGCUGCCAUGCUCUAGUCACAGUGCCUCAGUUGACUAUUGUGUUAUUUUAAAUAAAAGCUUGGUUGUGAAACUUUCAAAUCAAGAUAAUGAAAAGAUGCUAAAAAUAAUGUUAAUAUCCACAUUGUGUAAUUUUAAUUUAAUCGAAACACCCCCCCCCCCCCCCCCCCCCCCCAUGACUAAACAAAACAAAUAAAGUUGUAAAGAUUUUAUCAGACUGCCAUUGGCCCUUGGGUCACAAAUUCACAUGUUUCCUGUGUAUGUGUUUUUACAACCAAUGUUUUUAAUUCAAUGAUUCUUAUGUAUUUUAAUUUGUAUGGUACAAUCAGAUUGUCUGGUGUUUUAAUUAAGUGGUUAGGGGGUGGGAAAGGUAAAAGAGAUGCCUAUUAGUGGAUGUCUGUUUAGUAUCUGGUUUGAUAAACUAUGAUAGAAAACUCUUGACUUGGGGGGAACAAGUAUUUAAUUCUUUUAAUGGGUUUUUUAUUUUAUUUAGCAAACUUAAAUCUUAUUUCUGAAGGUAAUGACAAAUGUUAGAUUGUUCAUUUCACAAAAUGUAUUGUUGAACAUAUCUCAAGAAGAUUGAACUCUAUGUAUUUAUAUUCGAACUCCCUACAAGUGGACACUUACUGCUAGUCUUCAACUCUUUCUGUACAAUAUCUUCUUACUGUCGCACUAGUGACAUUCAAGUAUUAGUUUUGUAUUUAACUAUUUUAGGUAAGUUAUUUAAGGUUUUCAACAGUUGUAUGUCUCAAAGCUAAAGAGAAUAUAAUUCUGUUGUCAAUUAUUCAGUUUUUAUGUACUGAAGCUGUAGCUUACUUUUUUGUGGUUCAGAUAAAUGUGUUCUUGGUUUCCCUCCCCCUGUAAACCCCCCCCCCCCCCCCUAUUUUUCCCCAUACUUAACUCCUAAAAAUCCAUGGUUUUUAUUUUAAUCGGAAAGGUCAAAGUUGAGAACUGUUGGAUUUGGAUUGUUUUAUUUACCAUGAAUGUCAACUACAAUAUUUGUUGCUGUGAACUACACAGCACGCAGUGACUUGUCUUCAGGAACUGAGGGAGUCUCGAAUACCAUUAAGACUAGGACUCUGAACUUGAUGGAUUUUUAGGAUGCCCAGAGUCCAGAUAAGUCUAAUGGGUACGUGACAUAUUCUGGGGAAGUAAAGGCGGUUGGUUGAUUGCUGGCACCCUUGUCAACCCUCAGCUAUAGAAAUAGAUGAGCUUUACAUUAUCUGUCCCCAUAGAUUGCAAAGUCUGAAUGGGGUAACUUCACAAAGGUUUAGACCUAAUCAAUAUUUUGUUUGCAUAGCCAAGAGUAUUGUAGGACAUCUUUGGUUCAUUUUUUUUUAUUUAAUUUGGACUUCAACCUUAAUGAUCCAAGCAUUAUUAAUGUAUUUAUGGUACUGACAUCUAUGCCUUGCGUAGACUGCUAGCAUGCCACCACUAGUGUAUAUAAUUGUGUACAUAAUUGGCUCGUGUUGCAUGAGAUCUCUUUUUUUUUUCCCCCAAUCAUCUCUUAGUGUACAUAUGUCAGUAUGGAUGUCAUGUACAUAGUCAACUCCUAUCAUGAACUUAUAGUGCUAUAUAUAUUGUACAUAGAAACUCAGUGUCUAUACUUAUAUUGUUUACUUCCUUCCCCUCCCCUGUGUCACAGUGCCUUGAAGGCAAGUUUUCCUCUUCAUUUUGUUUACAACUGUGUUAUAUAGGUUAGUGUGAUCUAGUCCACAGUGCUCAUCCUGUACAAUAAUUUGGUGGGGGGUCAAGGUUGAAGCCUUGGCCUUCCUUUUCAUGACUUGUCUCAAAGCUUCAGUUGCCUGUUAUUUAUUUCUAUUUUGAUGCGCAUUCUAAAACAACUGCUUGCUCUCUCUCUCUCUCUCCACAUUGAGUUUUCAUCAGUUUUAUUUUGUUUUGCUGCUGGUUUUUUUUUAAGUUUUUAUCAGUGUUUGUGUUUACUUGAUAGCUCUUUCUAGAUUGUUUUAAAAGUUGUGUCUGGGUGGCACAUUAACAUAGGAGCUUGGUCAUUUUAUUUUUAACUACAAAGUAAGCUUUUUUUUUUCUUUAACCCAUUAGCUCCUUCUGCAGUUGGAAACAUUUUCCCUUUUUUGUCCUAAACCGUUGUAGAACGUUUCUAAAAUCCCCUAUUCAAUAUACUUGAUUUAAACUUUGUAAAAACAAGAUUUCUUCUAGUCUCGUUGCAAGCGUGAUUACAAAUAAUUUUGGAGAUUACCGAUUCUAUUUCUAAUAAAAUCGGAAAGGUUUUUAUUUUUUAAAUAAUUUUUCAAACGAACAGGCCCAUAGCCCCAGUGUAUAAGCCCCCACGUGGGAAAAUGACUAUUUUUGAAGUUUUUUAUAUUCUAGUGGUAUUAAACGUAUAUAUUUUUUAAAACUAGACAUAUAGUUCUAUUUUUUUAAGUUAUUUGUUUGUUUAUUUGUAUUAGAUCUUCAAUUUGAUUAUUUUUUGCAAAAUACAUAUUUUUUAGGAUUUUUUUAAUACGGAGUUAUCCCUCCUUGCUUAGGACUUUGAAGGGGGGGGGGGGUUUGAACCGGAAAUAGGAGCUAUUGGGUUAAGAAUCACUUUUUGAGAAUCACUUUUAUGUAUGAUCAAAUGAUUUGUUCUUUUUAGUUGAGCCCCAGCCACAGCUGGGUAAGUGAACUAGUAAUUAUCCAGCUUUAGAACAAAAAUGUACAGAACAAAACAUUAUCAUUUAGCUGUGUUACUAGAUCAAUUAUCAUGUACCACUUCUUCCAUCAAGAUCACAUUAUUUAACUGUUAUUGAUAGUCCACUGUAAGAAUCAAACUCUCAUUCAAAGUGUGGAGUCAAUUCAUCUCACAUUGUCUGCAAGGUUCAAAUCAAAGUCAAGUCUAGAACAAAGUCCCAUGUUUGAGCUAAUGUAUCAGUUAUCUUACACCCCAUUGGUUGGUGCUGCUGUUAUGUUAUCUUACACCCCAUUGGUUGGUGCUGCUGUUAUAUCACCUCAAAAUAAUACUCAAAAUUGUUUUUUUCAUUAGUCACACUAUCUUUCCACUCAUUGCAAGCAUUCUAUUUGGAACAAUCACGGAAAUGUCACGCUAAAUUUACUUGUAGUCAAACUUGUACUAUUAAAAUAUAUAAUCUGAUUCAAAUGUUUUUCUUCUUAAACCAUUAACUUGAGAGUCUAUCAGAAUAUUUGUGUACUGUUCAACAAAAUGUAUUUUGGACAAAAGAUUCUGAAAAGCAAACAUAAUUUUGACUAAUUUGUCUUAAAAAAAUUUGUUUUGUCACUGAUUUGUUUCAUAUUUUAAAUUUUAACUAUAACACUAACCUUCACCUUGUUCUAAAGUAUCAUAUCACAUGCAAUAAGACUUGCUGAAAAAAUCGUUUGAAGGAAAACUCCUGCCUAAACAUAUUUUCACUUGAUCUAGUUUUUUUACAUUUGUAUUAAGCCCAUGCCUGAAUAGAAUAUACUGUUGAUAACAAACAAAAUAAAAAAAAUAACACCUUAAAUUAUUCAUCUUUUACUUUAAUAAAUAUUAAUUAUUAUUACCUACAUUAUUUCUAGGCUGGUAGGCUGAUUUGGCUGUGGAAUAUGACUUUGUUGCCUUUAGUUGACUUCAUUUUUUUUUUAUUCGAAAAAAGUGAAAUGUAAAUUUCUUUCUUGUUCUUAAUAUUUUUAAAAAAUUUACAGCUUAAAUUAUUCAUAUUUUUUACUUUAAUAAAUAUUAAUUAUUAUUACCUACAUUAUUUCUAGGCUGGUAGGCUGAUUUGGCUGAGGCCUAUGACUUUGUUGCCAUUAGUUGACUUCAUGUUUUUUUUAUUCGAAAAAAGUGAAUGUAAAUUUCUUUCUUGUUCUUAAUAUUAAAAAAAAAAUUAGGCAGGAGUUUCACUUUCAGCAAGUUAUCAUCAAGUUCAAUUUUUGUAUCUACUAUAAUGUCCUUAGUUGUUUGAGAUCAAUAGAUGGGACAUAUCAUAGUGUAUCCACAAACUAUCUUGUGGUCAGAGUCGUCUCUAUGGAGACGUUUAUUUAUUGUAACAACUUGGGUUUUCUACAUUUGGCAGCACCAGAACAUAUAUAGAUAUCAUUUUCAAUCCAUGUAUGUAUUUGAUUUGUAGAAAAUAUUUUCAAACUACAAUUGUAUUCAGUGUGUACCAGUAUAUAACCAGGUCAACUUGUUGCUUGCCAACUCUUGGUCAUAAUGAAUUAAUGUUUGCUGUUAGAUUUCAUUUCUUACCAUAGCCGUGUGUAUACUUCUAUUGUUAUUCCUGUGUACAAAUCACCUCUUCUGUCUCCUUUCAUUACUGGGACCUGACAUCAAGUGCAAUAGAAACCAGAGGAAUACUUGUUUGAAUUCUGGCAAGCUGGUAACAUGUCAUGCUCAUGGUCUAGAAUUCAAAUGACAGAAUUCAAAUGACCACCAUCUGCAGGUGGUGAUGGCCAGAGACCUAACUUCCUUCUAGUAACUUACCAUGUACAAACUUGUAUGACCUAUUUCAAGAUAUGAGAAACUUACUACAUGUAGAUAAUCUCUACACAGAUGUAUGGCAGACUUGUUCUGGUCAACUUCAGUCAGUGUAGAUCUGUGUAACUCCCUUCUUUCAACUAUUAUAUUUAUCCUUGCCACAGUAUUGAAUAAAUAUUGGAAAGUC
Messenger RNA from Biomphalaria glabrata, 6444 nucleotides. RefSeq names its product cytohesin-1-like. The transcript is spliced from 12 exons. Gene Ontology annotation, molecular function: guanyl-nucleotide exchange factor activity. Gene Ontology annotation, biological process: regulation of ARF protein signal transduction. The coding region runs from base 130 to 1326 and encodes 398 amino acids. NCBI's taxonomy places the organism in Eukaryota, Metazoa, Mollusca, Gastropoda, Planorbidae. The record is from RefSeq and is a predicted model, not a curated record.